AUGGAUGAAAGUUGCUGCCUCGGUACUCCUAUUGUUGUUCUGCCGGAAGAUGUAAUUUUCCAAAUUUUGAUAUGGCUCCCAGUACAAUCUCUGUUGCGAUUCAAAUCUGUGUGUAGAUCAUGGUACGCCCUCAUUAAAUCAUCUCACUUUAUACAAAGCCAUAUCACUGCUACUGCGGUUGACGACAUGAACAGCUCCAGGUUAGGCGGCACCUUCAUCUGCAGGCAUCAAUUACUAGAAACAAGAAAACCUACACCUUCGUUUUAUUUGCUUUCUGAAAAAGGAGGCUUCAAGAAGUUGGAGGAUCUAGGCAAACGAUUAGGUUUGAAAGAUGUGAGACAAUUUUGUGCCUUGCAGAUGGAGGAUUCUGUUCAUGGAAUAAUUUGCUUACUUAACACGAUAACCAGGGAUAUUUUUCUUUGGAACCCUGCAACGAGACAAUGUAGACUUCUACCGAAGUCGUCAGACGGAAACCCUAAAGUUGGGUAUAACCAUUAUGAUUUUGUUGGACUCGGUUUUGAUGUUAAAAGCAAGGAUUACAAGGUGAUACAGGUCUCUUAUUUCGGACCCAAAGAAAAUGAUGAUCUUAUAUUUUACAGCCCGCGCAAAGUUCAUAUAUACUGCCUCAGUACUGAUUCUUGGAGGUUGAUAGACUCAGAUUUCCGUAUUCAAUGUGGUUGCCCAACAACGGGACAGAGUUUGAAUGGUAUUUAUUUCCAUGAAGCUGUGGACCAUAUUGCAGAUCCUCAUCAGAAAGUAUGGAUAUUGAAUGAUUACAAUACGGUGAAGGAGUCAUGGUCGAAGCUCUACGAAGUUGAUCUCAUGUCUCCACGACUUCAAACAAGGUAUGGAUGGUGUCGUAUCCUUGCAAAUUCUUAUAGUGGAAAGUUUGAUUUAAUGUUGGGCAAAACUUUGGUAUGUUACAACUCUAUUACUGAUGAGUUUGAGGAUCUUGGUUUGGGGAAAGGAAUGAAACCGUCUUAUGUUAGGGCUACUAUCUAUAAGGAAAGUCUUGUUUCUGUUGAUGCAAAUAGUUCAGCAACUAAAGACAUCUCCUCCUAA
This is a messenger RNA of Papaver somniferum (opium poppy), 1062 nucleotides long. RefSeq names its product F-box protein CPR1-like. Gene Ontology annotation, molecular function: protein binding. The record is from RefSeq and is a predicted model, not a curated record. NCBI's taxonomy places the organism in Eukaryota, Viridiplantae, Streptophyta, Magnoliopsida, Ranunculales, Papaveraceae. The transcript is spliced from 2 exons. The coding region runs from base 1 to 1062 and encodes 353 amino acids.